ACCACAUGUUAUCCAGAUAAGAGAGCGUGUACAAUUUCUUUUCUUAAAUUAGUCUUCCAAUCACACAGGAAUAGCUUUCCAUAAAGGAAAAAGGAAAAAUAUUCGUGCAACUGAACAUUCUGGUACUUCUUUACAUAUAAACAGCACAGCAUCAUCAUUCACAUUCUCAAGAAUUUGGUCUGCAGCAGUUCGAUCAUGGGUUUCUCAAUCUCACUCUUUUUCCUUCUCUUGCCUCUUUCUUUUCAGUCUUCAUCUUCCCUCUCCUCGUUGAACAAGGGGUCCUCUCUCUCAGUGGAGAAACAAGCACAACACUUUAUUCUCUCACCUAAUCAAAUGUUUUGUGCUGGUUUCUUUCAAGUUGGCGAAAAUGCUUUCUCCUUUGGCAUAUGGUUCAACGAUCCUCACUCUCACAACCCCAUCAAUGUGGUUUGGAUGGCAAACCGUGAUCAACCCGUAAAUGGGAAGCUCUCAAAGCUUUCUCUUUUGAACAGUGGUAACAUCGUCUUGGUUGAUGCUGGUCAAAUCACCACUUGGUCAUCAAAAACAGAAUCACAUGCCCCAGUAAAGUUGCAUCUCCAAGAUGAUGGUAAUCUUGUGCUAGAUGAGCCCCAAGGAACCAUUUUGUGGCAAAGUUUUGAUUUUCCAACGGAUACUCUGCUUCCUGAUCAACCUCUUACCAGAUUCACACAACUUGUGUCUUCAAGAAGCUUCACAAAUCAUUCCUCUGGCUUCUAUAAGCUGCUAUUUGACGAUAACAAUGUUCUUAGUCUCAUUUAUGAUGGCCCUGAUGUUUCAAGCACAUACUGGCCUCCCCCUUGGCUACUCAGUUGGCAAGCUGGAAGAUUUAAUUACAAUAGCAGCAGAGUUGCAGUGUUCAAUUCUCUUGGCAGUUUCCUUUCAUCAGAUAAUUAUGCUUUUUCCACCUAUGAUAACGGCACGGUUAUGCCCAGAAGAUUAACACUGGACUCUGAUGGUAACGUUCGUAUGUACUCUAGAAAUGAGGCUUUGAAGAAAUGGUACGUUUCCUGGCAAUUCAUAUUUGAUACUUGCAGCAUUCAUGGGAUUUGUGGAGCUAACACCACUUGCAGCUUUGAUCCUGAAAGGGGAAGGAGAUGCUCGUGUUUACCGGGAUACAGAGUGAAAAACCGUAGUGAUUGGUCUUACGGGUGUGAACCCUUGUUUGAUAUUACUUGCAAUAGAAAUGAGUCUACCUUUUUAGAGAUACAGGGCGUUGAGUUAUAUGGCUAUGAUCAUAAUUUUAUCCAAAACAGUACGUACAUGAACUGUUUGAAUUUGUGCUUGCAAGAUUGUAACUGCAAAGGGUUUCAGUAUAGAUAUGAUGAGGGGCAAGGAUUUAGCUGCUACACAAAGUUACAGUUGAGGAAUGGAAGGCAUUCACCAGGAUUUAGUGGAACAAUUUCGCUGAGACUGCCAAAAGGAAAUAACUUCUCCAAGGAGGAAUCUGUGAGAGCAGAAGAUCAUGUUUGUUUGGUGCAGCUUCAAAAGGGCUAUGUUACAAAACCAGAAAAUCGUUAUGUGAGAUUCUUUUUGUGGUUUGCUACUGCAGUUGGAGUUUUAGAAUUGAUUUGUCUUUCCAUGGUUUGGGGUUUCUUGACGAGGACGCGCCAAAAGUCUAGUGCAGAUCAACAAGGGUACCAUGUUGCUGCAGUGGGAGUUAGAAAAUAUAGUUAUUCAGAGUUGAAGAAGGCGACGAAGGGGUUCAGUGAAGAGAUUGGAAGGGGUGGAGGAGGGGUUGUGUACAAAGGUAUUUUAUCAGAUGAAAGACAUGCAGCAAUUAAGAGACUGAAUGAAGCUAAACAAGGAGAAGGAGAAUUCCUUGCUGAAGUGAGCAUCAUUGGAAGGCUUAACCACAUGAACUUGAUUGAAAUGUGGGGAUAUUGUGCUGAGGGAAAGCAUAGGUUGUUGGUGUAUGAGUAUAUGGAGAAUGGUUCUUUGGCAAAAAAUCUCUCAUCCAACUCUCUUGAUUGGAGUAAGAGAUACAACAUUGCCCUUGGAACUGCAAGAGUUCUGGCAUAUCUUCAUGAAGAAUGCUUGGAGUGGAUUUUGCACUGUGAUAUAAAGCCACAGAACAUACUUCUUGACGCUAAUUAUCAACCCAAGGUAGCAGAUUUUGGGCUAUCGAAGCUAGUGAACAGGAACAACCUGAAUAACAGUUCAAGGUUUUCAAUGAUAAGAGGAACAAGAGGGUACAUGGCACCUGAGUGGGUUUACAAUUUACCAAUCACUUCGAAAGUGGAUGUUUACAGCUACGGAAUUGUUCUUCUGGAGAUGGUAACUGGAAAAAGUCCAACAAUUGGCGUUCAAAGCAUUGAUGGAGAAGAAUCAUACAAUGGAAGGUUGGUAACAUGGGUGAAAGAGAAAAGGAGUGGCACCUACUCCUCUUGGCUGGAACAAAUCAUUAAUCCUGCAAUUGAAACAAACUACAAUAAAUUUAAGAUGGACCUUUUGGUUACAGUGGCUUUGGCUUGUGUUGAGGAAAGUAAAGAUUUGAGACCCACCAUGAGUCAAGUUGUCGAAAUGCUUCAAAGCCAUGAAAGUAACCCUAAAUCAUAAUAAUGGUGUGCACCAU
Messenger RNA from Vigna umbellata (rice bean), 2590 nucleotides. Its product is annotated as putative receptor protein kinase ZmPK1. Gene Ontology annotation, molecular function: protein serine/threonine kinase activity; ATP binding. The record is from RefSeq and is a predicted model, not a curated record. NCBI's taxonomy places the organism in Eukaryota, Viridiplantae, Streptophyta, Magnoliopsida, Fabales, Fabaceae. Gene Ontology annotation, biological process: protein phosphorylation; recognition of pollen.